AUGAAAAACAUAAAGACACCAACAACAACAGAAAACUUAGAAAAUUUUUUAUUCCAAGAGAAUAAUUGUCUCGACAAUAUUCAAACAGUACGAAAUGAAAGAGCUGGUCUCGAUAAUAAAUUUACAAAUGAUAUGAAGACAAUUUAUCUAAAUACUUUUAUUAAUGAUGGUGACUAUUCACAGCUGGUCAAAAGUAAUGAAGGAUUAGCUGACGACGGAAAAAUUAUUUUGAAUUCUAAUAACGAAGGUCGUUCACGAGUUCAACUUCGAGCAUUCAAGCUGGUUGAUUUUGGUGAUGAGUCAACCCCAAAAGAUGAAAAGGCAAAAAAACCAGAUUCAUUAUUAUCGAGUUCAGAUGAAACUAAAUAUAAUCAAAAAGAGUCCCUUGCGAUAGUUACAAAGAACAUUCAUGAUUUAGCGUUAGAUUCAAAAGAAUCAACAAUGAUCGCACAAAAAAGGCUCCGAUCUCUACAUCAAGAUAUUUUGGACGUGCGUAAAAAAUUGCGCGAAACAGAUCUCACAACAGUCGAUGUCAAGGAAACAUUAAUAGCUACAAUAAGCCUAGGUCACGAUUUCUUUCAGACAAAAUCUCGAUUCAAGAUUCUCGGACUCGAAACAAUGAAUAGAGAAAAUGAUUAUUAUUUAAAUUCUCAGUUGAUUGAACAAAUACGGACUGAAAUGAUGGAACUUGAGGAAUAUUUUCGCUACCAUAAUGAAAGAGCGAUUGACAAUGCGAUGCAUUUCCUUAUCAAAGAACAAGGACUGAGUGGGUUCAAGGAAGGGUUUGAGGUAUUGUCAAAACUUUUGCCUCGAAUGGCCGAACAGAAAGAGAAAAUGUAUAUUAAUUGGAUUGAAACCGAAGAGGAGUAUUGCAAUAUGAAAUAUUUAGCAAGUGACUCGGGAUUGGAUUAA
Ambispora gerdemannii is the source of this 912-nucleotide messenger RNA. The record is from the annotation of a GenBank genome assembly. Lineage: Eukaryota; Fungi; Glomeromycota; Glomeromycetes; Archaeosporales; Ambisporaceae.